AUGUAUAUUCGAAGACGGAACUAUGAGAAUGGACGAAUAAAAAGAAACAAUCGCAGAAUUAAAUCAAACGAAUCGUUUCAUUUUAUAUUUGGAACCUAUUUUAAACUUUUGCUGGCUUGGGCAAGUAUAAUAAUGUUGGAUUUUUUUACGGAUCUUCGGUUUGAAUUUAUUUGGUCUUGCUGGUUGAUGAUGCGUACUGUUAGUGAUUCAUUCAGAUAUCAAGGUCUGGCAUUUGCUUUGUUUUUUACUGUUACUGCAAUCAUGGCUGAUUUGUUGUGUUACUUUCUCGUGCCCAAUACAUUGAUCUACUUACUUGGUAGUUCAUGUGUGUGGAUACAGCUUGUAUGGCAGACAGAUCGUGGCGUAUCUCUGCAGACCUUUUGCAGCUCAUUGCAUUGGUUAUCCGGUUGUAACUUUGGGUUUCAGUUUGAAAAGUAUAAUCUCACAUCAUUUUCGAAUGAGAAGACAAAAGCUUGCUUUACCAAAGAACUUUGGUGCUAUCUAAAGUCUGAUACCACUGCAAAAUCGAAACAUUCAAACAUGCUUUGUGAUGACAAUAAUUGUCCAGUACUAGCCAUCUCCUCUUCCACAUCCACAGUGCCAAAUUUAACACCAUCAGGACAUGUUGUAGCUGAAGCAAAUAAUAAUAUUGCUAGCAUGAUUCAUUCCAAAGAUAAAGAAAAUCAUUCUAAUACGAAUAUGAGCCGUAAAGGUGUAUCUGUGAAUCAUUCCCGUAACACCAUUACAACACGUGGUACUACUGCACAUGGAAAUAACUGUGCUGAUAUGUCUUUGUGCUCAGUUGAUAAAAAUGUUUCACAAGAGGAUACCUUUGAGUUUAGAGAUGAUGAACAAGGUAGCAAUCAUACUUCUGCGGCAAUAUCACCGUCAGAACAGGCUGAUCCGUAUACAAGUGUAUCAUCAGCUGAGACUAUUCUGUCUCGGGUGACGAUAGGCAUGCCGAGACUUGUAGCCAAAAGGGACCGAUAUCAAAGUUCAUCAGCUUCAACUUGUUCGAAUGCAUCCCUGCCUAAAUCUUGUACCUCUCUAAGUGUAAAUAAUCCGAUUAAUAAUAAAACGAAAUCGACAUGCGCAUCAUCAAAUACCAAGUCCAGUGAUACGAAUCAAUCAACUGCAUCAACAAGUACCACAUCAACUAAGAUAACUUCCGUUACUAACUCUUCUGCUGCUGCUGGUAGCGGCAAAUCCAAUCCAUCGAGUUCAAAUUCCUUGUCAACUGGUUGUAAAUCAGGUGGUAAAAAUCCCAACAAAGAUGAAUAUACCUUAAAGCUAGAAGCCGAGGCUAAACUUCUGAAAUCAGAAAUUCAAUCUUUACGUAGUUCAGAAGUUAACUUACGUAGUCAAGUUCAACAGUUGCUUGCCGCUGAACGAACCUACCGGUCAGAGAGUUCUCAAGCUCAACAAGAAUCUGAAAGUUUACAGGCUAAGUUGAUUCAACUAACCCAACGUCUUCAAGCUGAUCGCGCAAAUUUACAAGCAGCGGAGAAGAGUCUUGCUGAGGAACGUAAACAUCGUUUGCUUCUUGAACAACAGUUCAAACAGCAAGCUAGCAAACAAACAGAAGAAAAUCUAGCAGAGUCCUCAUCUAGUGUAACUGAUAAUUCGAAAGCAACAGAUUCUAAAGCUUCAAUGAAUGAAUCACGAAACAGUUCCUGUGAGCUUACUGGUGUCGAAAUUUGCAAAAACAGUGAAGUGUGCGCUGCAAGACGACGUGAAUUAGAAUUAGAAUUGCAAAAUCUUACAAAAGCUUUAACGCUUAAAGACAACCAACUUUCAGCACUAAAUGCAGAACGUUUUACUCAUGGAUUAAACGAAUCAUCGGAUAAGUCAUGGAAAAAGCAAACUAAAAAAGAACGAACAAAACAGUCUAAUUCUAUCUCUUUAGAACAGCAUUAUAACUUGACUGCACGUCGCCAAAAUCAUGAAAUAACCGAGUCUGAAUUAAAUGAUCUUGCGUCUCGUGUAAACUCUCUGCAAGAAGAAAACCAACGUCUUACAGAUACACUAAAGGAGGAAGAUAAAAUGAAGCAAGAGCUUAUGACAGCUUAUCAUUCUUCUCUAAAAGAAAUAACAGAAUUAAAUGCUACACUAACAAAAAAAGAAUAUCAAAUUGUAGAACUGAAUAAGCGCUUGAAUUGUCUAACUCCGAAUCUUUGUGAAUAUGUCAGCAGAAUGAAUGCUUCAGUGUCAAACAGUGCUAAACCUCCGAACAGUACGGUUCUGUUGGAAGUUACUUCUAAUGAAGAAUGUGCAAUCAACUCAUAUUCCAGCCUAGGUGCUUCACAACUGUACACAAACUUUAAUAAAACUCAGAUUGAUGAACCAAAUAAUAUAGAUCGGAAUGUUUCCAAUCUUCCUUCAUCAAGCAGAUUAAAUUCUUACAAUCACUCCUAUACCAUGACUACUUAUGAGGCGUCUACUUCAAUGAAUAAUUUAUCUAGUCAAAAAAAUAUUCAUGGAAUUUCUGAAUUGAAUAAUUCUGUUAACCUUAAUAAUUUGGAUUAUUUCGGUCAUUGUUCUCCUUCCAAUGGUAGUAUUCCGUCAUCAGCAUUAACAAAUACCGAAUUAAGUUAUCAGACAAACCUAAACGGUCAUUGUCAUAUGAAUAAUAGAAUGCAUUUUCGUCCCGAUAAACUACCACAUUCGAACAUUCUCUUCGAUUCUCCUGGUUUUCAUUCUAAUCAUUUCGAAACCUUGGGCUUAAAGUGUUUAAAUGGAGGAUACUCUUCAUAUGAUAAUGCACUUCUGAGCAGAAUUUUGCCAUCAAGUUCUAUGCCGUUAUGCAGCACCAGACCACUGCCUAUUGGAAGUUCAGCCCCAGCUGCAUCUCCUCCACCUCUUUUUGUCCCACCCCCUGGUCUUUUACAGAAUGAUAUUCCUUCCAAUAUUUUCCCUUACUCGCAUUCUGUGGGUAUUAAUCCAACAUCAUCGUUCCUAUCUACAGAAGUGGUUGCGAAUUCAUCAAUAUGUGCUACUGAGUCCAUGACAGCCGUUUCAACAGGAGUUAACUCUUUUAACCCUCGAAUUGUUGCCGACUCGUUCUCCUCUGAACCAGUUCAAACAGUUGGCAUAAAUUUAAACCAUCAUGAAGACUUGUCGUUUCGAUCACAUCGUGAUAUGAACUUUAAUAAUCCAAUGUGUGAUGACUCAACUAACACCAACCCACACUCAUUAUUUCGACGUCCAAUACAAACAACGGUGCACACUUUGCGAUGA
Molecule: messenger RNA, 3237 nt
Organism: Heterobilharzia americana
Lineage: Eukaryota; Metazoa; Platyhelminthes; Trematoda; Strigeidida; Schistosomatidae
Source: the annotation of a GenBank genome assembly